CAACUUACAAAAACCCAAUUAACUACAAACAUGUACAAGGCUAUAGUUCUGUUCUGCGCUUCUGCGCUUGUUCAGACCAUCUCGACCCAACGGAUCAUUUCUGGAUAUGGAUUAGCCGCUCCAUUGGCCGCUCCAUGUGAAACCAUCGCUCCAGUAGCCGCACCAUGUGAAACUAUCGCUCCAAUUGGCAUCUGCGAAUCCGCAUGGGCUGUUCCGUUCGGCAAUGGAUUCGGCCCGGCUGCGCUCGCCGCGUCCAACGGCAGAGGAUUGACAGUGACCAGCGCGUCGCCCAUUGCACCCACCGGGGUGUACAUGACGUCAGAGAACGCGUACGAGGGCCCGCUGUCUGUGACCGGCGCUAUUCCGUUCUUGGGCGCCGUAGCUCUGGAAGGCGCCCUGCCCACCGUCGGAGGCGGCGCCGUCACCUAUGGCUGCGGAAACGGCAACGUGGCGAUGAUCAGCGAGGACCUCGCUGCUGGCUUCGGCUACUCCGGCCUAGCUUACGACGGACUCGCCGGACCUUUCGGCUACCCUGGAGCUUACGGCCAACCUGGAUAUGGCGCGUGUACUGGCCCUCGGUACUGAAAUGUUAUUAGUUUUUUAUGAAUAAACUUUUGUUUUUCUGGAACUUUC
Pararge aegeria (speckled wood butterfly) is the source of this 633-nucleotide messenger RNA. RefSeq names its product chorion class B protein PC10-like. Gene Ontology annotation, biological process: chorion-containing eggshell formation; multicellular organism development. Gene Ontology annotation, cellular component: egg chorion. The record is from RefSeq and is a predicted model, not a curated record. Bases 31 to 585 code for a protein of 184 amino acids. NCBI's taxonomy places the organism in Eukaryota, Metazoa, Arthropoda, Insecta, Lepidoptera, Nymphalidae. Gene Ontology annotation, molecular function: structural constituent of egg chorion. The transcript has 2 exons.